CCGAGACUGACGUAUAAUAAAUAGUGUCAUUCAGUUUUAAUUUUGUGCAUCUUUUCUUCAAUCGUUGAGCCCUAUACUUAAGCUUAACCGGCCCCGGCCUCGUUGUCUUCGUAGCAAGUUGCCUUCUCAUUCUCUUUUUUGAUGAUGCGUGUCUUCCAUAUGUUGUGCUCAUGAAGCUUACGACUCACGUCUUCAUGUUCAUCUAAGUGCCCUGUAUCUAAUCAAUACACUUCUCCAGGUCGACUUUAUCUGCAUGGGCACGAACGUGAAGCGGUUGCAGCAGGCAAAAUCGUACCUCGGGUCCGUAUCAGGGAACGUAUUGCUCAAGAGUCGCUACCCGAUGGUAAUCGCCCGCUACGACGAAGAUUUCGAGUCCGUAAUCUCGAACGCGUCCAGGGCCAAGGUCAUGUUUCCCGACAAGCUGGAAACCAGCAUUUUACCCAAGUCGUAAACAGCGCCGCGAUUCCUUGAAUAAAAAUCGCCCACCGGUACUGCGCACAGUGGGGGCGAUACUACUCACUCAAGAACUUUUGCUCUUACCUUGACAAUAUUACCUAUUUUCACGGUCGCGCUCAACAGCUCAAAGAAACUCAUUUGCUAGAAAUACGAUGAUCACUAAUAUCAGCCGCUCAGAAAUCGAAAUAAAACGAUGUCGAAGCGAAGUACACCACCCAGAGGCAGGAACUGCUCGAUGAGCAGAAAAGGAAUUUGAAAAUGCCAGUAAAUGUAUUUGUACCUAGAGUCUGUGUUUCAAAAAAGUACAGCGUCUACACCCUGCACAGCUUGCAGUUGCGGCAAUGUGCACCGUCGUGCUGCUACGCAUGCUUAGAGUACCCCAGUUUUCUCAACAUCAAGACACCGGUCACGUUUCCGCAGGAACGGAAUUUGACUCAAAGUCUGUGCCAAUAUCUCCGUCAAGGAAAAGGUAUGUCGAACGGGCGCGCGCCCUUCUUCUCGCGCUCGCCGACAUUGCUCGUCACUUAUCUGGCGACCCUGCGGGAAGUGACGCUUUUACGUUAGCACGACCCGAAUAGAGUUUAGGCGUUUUUUUCUGAGACAUCCAGCCGCAAGUGUAAGUGAUGAAACCUACUAGUCCUACCCCAGCAUCCUAUGAACAGAAGGAAAAGUAGCUCCUACCCCAGAAGCCGAGGUAUGCAACGUGCGUUCAUCGGCAGGACCACCGUACAGUAUUCCCUCCGCGACCAAUGUCAAUGCCACUUCCCAGAUAAUAAACGACGA
Amoebophrya sp. A120 is the source of this 1239-nucleotide messenger RNA. The record is from the annotation of a GenBank genome assembly. NCBI's taxonomy places the organism in Eukaryota, Dinophyceae, Syndiniales, Amoebophryaceae.